Messenger RNA from Microplitis mediator, 2327 nucleotides. It is a transcript of the gene Orc3, whose product is annotated as origin recognition complex subunit 3. Gene Ontology annotation, molecular function: DNA replication origin binding. Bases 313 to 2286 code for a protein of 657 amino acids. The transcript is spliced from 13 exons. The record is from RefSeq and is a predicted model, not a curated record. Gene Ontology annotation, cellular component: DNA replication preinitiation complex; nuclear origin of replication recognition complex; nuclear pre-replicative complex. Gene Ontology annotation, biological process: DNA replication; DNA replication initiation. Lineage: Eukaryota; Metazoa; Arthropoda; Insecta; Hymenoptera; Braconidae.
CCUCCCCGCGUUCUCUUCAAACACAAACCAACAACCAACCAAAUUACUUAACUCUUGAACACUAAACAGAAACACAUUCGUUACAAGUUAACUCUCGCGUCAUAGAAUAUUCAAGUGCUAAAACAUUUUUAAAUUAAUUAUUAUCUGUGUAGUAAUUAAAUUUUAAAUUCAAAUAUUUAUAACUCAUAAAUUAAAUUAACAUCAAAUUGAUUUAUGAAUUAGCAGAUGACAAGUCAAUUUAAAUCUUGUGUUUUCAGAAAUUUAUUGAAUAUUUAAAAUAAUUAAUUAAUAAUUAAUUGGGUAAUUAAGACAAUGGAUGAUGUAUCAGUAUCAAAGGGAGUAUUUGCUCACAAAGGAAAUUACAAAAUAGGAAGCGCGCGAAAAAAAUCACAAGCAAAUUUAAAUAUUUAUGACAAUGAGCUCUGGUAUGAUGCUUACAAACAUGUUUGGUCGACAAUUAAAACCUGUGCAGAGGAAAUAAAUAACAGUAUGUUCAAACAAAUAUUGAUUGAUAUUAAGAAAUAUAUAAAAGACAUAAAAGAUGAUGAUAAUAAUAAUUUUUUAAACGAAAUAUCAACAGCUAUUUUAUUAACCGGUGUAAAUCUUCCGGAUCAUGAUGAAUUAUUUCGUAAAUUGUCACUGCAAAUAUCGAGUAUCACUAAAUAUAUUGCUGUUAUACAAUCGAGGGACUCGGGUAGCAUGAAAUCAUUGAUAGAAGAAAUGAUUUUUCAGUUGAUAAAUGGAUCUGAGGAGGAAGUGCUGGUGAAAAAAAAUCAGUGUACGUUGAGAGUGUUAGAGACUUGGUACAAAGAUAAAUCUAUGGAAAUUCCGCUUGUUAUUGUUAUCCCGGAUUUUGAAACUUUUAAUCCGAUUAUACUUCGUGACUUUAUAUUGGUCUUAAGCUCGUACAGAAAAACCAUAAAAUUUGUAUUAAUUUUUGGAGUCGCGACAACUCUUCAUGCGGUUCACAGGUCAUUACCAUACGACGCGACGUCGAAACUCCGAGUUCAGGUUUUUUAUACACAAAGGCAGGACAAAAGUUUGUCAGAUAUUUUAGAGGGAACAGUUUUUUCAGGAAAAACAUCAUUCAUGUUAACAGGACGCGCAUUUCAAUUAUUAACCGAUAUUUUUUUAUUCUAUGAUUUUUCUGUUGAUUCUUUUCUACAAGGCUACAAGCUGUGUAUGUUUCAACAUUUUUAUGGCAACAGAAUAUCAUAUUUAUGCUGCGACCGUGAAAAUAUUGAAAAAGCUGUUGACAAAUUAUCGGGCGAUGAUCUAGAUGAAGUUAGAAAUUUACCUUCGAUUGUGAAGUAUAUAGAUAAUUGGAAAAUAGCGAGUAAAGAAAAUAUAACAGACAGUGCAUUUAAAUGGCUGCUUGUUAAAUUACUGAAAGAAUUCCACGAUUUUAAAAGUGGGUUUUUUAUUAUCCUAAAGUGUUUGCAUUAUUUGGUUUCUUCGCUACCCGGCGCACCCUUGGGUAAACAGCUUCGUGAAGUUUACGCCACAGCAGUAACGUGUGAUCUAACAGAAACUAACGAGUACAAAGAAUGUCUUAAACUUUUGAAUUUUCUUUCAAAAUCCGAGUUGAUAACGAAAUUAGAAAAUUUUAUUAAAAUAAUAAAAGAUAAUUCUGGGGAUAAAAAUGAUUUUAAUCACAUACUAAUUAAUCUUGAAGAUCGUUUGAAUAAAAUCAGAGAAGCAAGUUUAGAAAUUACAACAGAAGAAGUACAAACUUUAACUCCAACUUCAAAAUUAAGUCGAACUUCAUUUAGAGAAAAACUAUUAAAUAAAGCACAGGAACAUUCAAAGUCACCAUUCAAACACGCACAAGCCGAAUUAAUGAAUUAUUUAAAUAAUUUGAUGAUGAUUCAUUUGAAAAAUCCAAAUCGCCUACCAGCAAGCGAAAUAUUUUGUUUCAGUGAUGCUAAUGCUGGCAAACAUCAUUUACGUGGUUCAUUACGUGCUGCUAUACAUAUGGGAUUAAAUGAUCCAUCGAUUUAUUUAAAUUGCGACUGCUGUAAAUUGGAGACCGACCAAACGAUCCAACCGACGUUACCUGACCUCAGCAUUAUUUACAAACUACAUUUGGAGUCACGGAAACUGAUCAAUAUGUAUGAUUGGCUGCAAGCAUUUUUGAUGAUUGUCAAUCCUAAUGAUGAGUCAGAGCAAACAGAAGUCGAUCCAGAAAUACAAGCGCGUUUUACUCGAGCCGUUGCAGAACUACAGUUUUUAGGUUUUAUUAAAACGUCAAGAAGAAAAACUGAUCAUGUUAAACGACUUACGUGAGUUUUGAAAUUAUCUUUUUUGUAUUUUUGUAAUUUUUUAAA